Molecule: messenger RNA, 1449 nt
Organism: Blepharisma stoltei
Lineage: Eukaryota; Ciliophora; Heterotrichea; Heterotrichida; Blepharismidae
Source: the annotation of a GenBank genome assembly
AUGGAAGACAAAUGGGAUUUAGAAGCCAGCUCAUGCCAUUCAAGUCUUUAUUCUUUAUUGACCUGUAAAUUACAAUUGAUAAGCGGAGUUGAAAUGCUGAUGAUUUUAUUGCUUUUUGUUGGGAUUGGCUACCUUAUGGGAAAGUCUAGUAAACGAAAAAAACCUAAAUUAAUCAUAUCAGAAGACGAAGCUAGAACAAUAACUUCUUCUCAAUCAAGUGAAAAUAUAUUCUCACAAGAUGAAAGUGAAGACUGGAAUAGCAAAGAACUGAAAAAAUGUCAGUCAUGUAUAUUUGACGAGUAUUUGAGCUGUAAAAUAAAAACUUUAAAAGACAAAGAAAAAGAAGAUAUUCAAAUUAAAAUUCCAGAAGUAAAAGAUUCAUUUAAUAAUAUCAAAAUUACACUUAAGUGCCCUAAAAUGUAUCAAGAUAAGAUCGACGAAAAAUCAAUUGGAGAUAGCAUUGAAAAAUUUUAUAAAUAUUUUGAAAAUGGAAAAUGCAACCAAAAUUUCGAAAUUAUCAAUAAAAUCGGCAAAGGCAGAAAUAGCGUAGUAUUUAAAGCCAAACAUUUACUAGAUGGCCAAUUUUAUGCAAUAAAAGUGAUAAAACUUCAUGUCGGUAUCAAAGAGAACAUUCGUGAACAAAAAAUGUUUCGAGAGGUUUUUAGCAUGUCUAAACUUCUAUCGAAAUUCCUUUUACGCUAUUAUUCUUCUUGAAUUGAGCUAGACCAUCCACAUUUAAACCCGGCCAAGCAGGAGCAUUCCCACAAAUUUUGUGACUUAAAUGUCCCAGAAGAACCAUAUUUUACAUUUUAUUUAGUCAUACAAACAGAGCUUAGUAUCGGAAUUUCUCUUCAAGACUGGCUUCAAAAUUCAAAGAGAAAAAUCGAUAGCUCGAUAAACUUCAGAAUUUUUAAGCAAUUGCUUAAAGGUGUACAAUGUAUUCACAGUAAUAACUUCAUCCAUAGGGAUUUAAAGUAAACUUUAUACAGGCCCACCAAUAUUUUUCUUAAUAAAGACAGCAAAAAUUUGAGCGUGAAAAUCGCUGAUUUUGGUCUUGCAAUAAUAGCGAAGCCUGAAAGCGAGCAAGGAGAUAGCUCAAAGCAUAAAAACGGCGUCUUGCCAAGAAAUAGGUCAAUUGAUGUAAUUAGCAUUCAUUACCGAGCUCCUGAGCUGCUUACUCAAGAAUGUAGCCAAAAGAUGGAUAUUUAUGCAUUGGGACUUAUAUUAUUUGAACUGUUUUUUGAAGGGUCACCAUUAGAAAAGGAAUUUUACUUUAAUCAGCUUAAUGCCCAUCAUAUUCUGCCUGAGAGAUUUGAGUCAGAAAAUCGAAAUAUUUCAAAAAUCAUUUUAAUGCUGACUGAGCCAGACCCAAUCGUCCGUCCAGAUAUUUUUGCUGUGAUGAAGCACGAUUUUUUGCAAACCUGGAAAGAUGAAGCUAUAAUUAGAUAA